This is a messenger RNA of Plasmodium gallinaceum, 1335 nucleotides long. RefSeq names its product alkaline phosphatase, putative. NCBI's taxonomy places the organism in Eukaryota, Apicomplexa, Aconoidasida, Haemosporida, Plasmodiidae. The record is from RefSeq and is a predicted model, not a curated record. Bases 1 to 1335 code for a protein of 444 amino acids. The transcript is spliced from 2 exons.
AUGAAAACGAGAAUAAAAAUAUUUUUUAUAUUUUUUAUCUUCAUUAAAUAUGUUAGCAGUAAAGCAGACCAUAUAAUUCAUGAAAAACUAACAAAGUUUGUUUUUUUAAGUUGCAAUUAUCAGAAAUCAAAGAAAAAUGAAAAAUUACUAGAAUCAAUUGAAAAAAUUAAACCACAACUUAUGCUAUGGAUAGGAGAUUAUUUUUAUUCAGAUUGUAGUGAAUUAAGGUGUUUAGAUGAAGCAUAUAAUUACAUAAAAAAAGAUCCAUUCUAUAUAAGUUUAAAAGAAAAAUUUCUUAUAGAUGGUAUAUAUGAUGAUCACGAUUAUAACAAAAACAAUGGGGAUAGGUUUUAUAAGUAUAAAGAAGAAAGUAAACAAAAAUUUUUAGAUUACUUAAAUGUAGAUAAAAAUGAUGUAAGAUAUAAAAGAAAUGGGGCAUAUGUAUCUAAGUUAUAUAUUGACCCAGAUAAUGAAAAAAAUCAAGCAAAAAUAAUUAUAUUAGAUACAAGAUAUAAUAAAGAUCCAUAUCCUUUUUAUGCUCCUGAUUCAUAUAAUGAUUUUUUUAUGUGUAUAUUAAUUUCUUUUCUUGCUCGCUUUCAUUCUUCAAUAUUUGGAUUACAUUGUAAUAGUAAAAAUGAUAUUUUAGGAAAUGAACAGUGGAAAUGGCUAGAAAAUGAAUUGACUAAUUCAGAUGCCCGAACUCAUAUUAUUAUUUCAUCUACACAAAUUUUUUCAAAUCAUGUAAUAAAUGAAAAUUGGGGUUUAAUGCCUUAUUCUCUUAGACGAUUAAAACAGUUAAUCAAAAAAACUAAACCAAAAGGUUUAAUUUUUUUAAGUGGAGACGUUCAUUUUAGUAGUAUUAUUGGAAACGAAGAUAAUAUAGUUGAAGUAACUAGCAGUAGUGUAAAUCAAGAAAAUGUUUUUAGUUAUCUAAAUAAAUAUUUUAUUUAUUUUUUUUCAAGUAUUAUAAAUAAAAGAAGUGCUUUUGAACUAAAGAAUAUAUAUGCAUUUAAUAAUUUUGGUACAGUUAAUAUCAACUAUAUAGAUGAUGAUGAGAUAAGAAUUAAAACCUCUGUAAAUGAUUCUGAUGGUAAAGAAGUUUUAGUAGCUAACCAAAUUUUUAACAAAAAAAAAAAUAUAUAUGAAAAAUCAGAUAAACUUCAUGUAAUUAAUGAUGAAUUUGGUACUUUUAUGUGUAAAGGAAAAGUAAAAACAUUUAUGCAUAUUAUUGUUUAUAUUUUAUUUAUAUUGUGGUUCAUUCAAAUACUAUUUAUUUUAUAUAAAUUAUUUGGAAUUGUUAAAGGUUCAAAAGUUCAUAAAAAGAAAGAAGUUUAA